Messenger RNA from Necator americanus (New World hookworm), 1128 nucleotides. RefSeq lists its product as uncharacterized. The coding region runs from base 1 to 1128 and encodes 375 amino acids. NCBI's taxonomy places the organism in Eukaryota, Metazoa, Nematoda, Chromadorea, Rhabditida, Ancylostomatidae. The record is from RefSeq and is a predicted model, not a curated record. The transcript has 3 exons.
AUGGACAACAUCGGCGAAGAAUAUGAGCGGCUCGUUGAACACCUUCACGACUGCGCGAACAAGGCUGAGAGUUCUAAAACCACCAAGAGACGCUUGUCUCUUGAAACUCUUGAGCUGAUACGCCAACGUGGAGCAGCACGAGCUGCAGGGAACCAAGAACUCACGUCCGAGCUCGCAAGGCUUUUGCGGAGAGAGGCGGGGAAAAGCAUCCGCUAUGCGCGCCGAGACUUCGCCAGUCGCAAGACGAGGAUGACUGCUCUCCGGAACCCGAAGGGAACAACCAUUGCAUUGAGAAGGGUGAUGGAGAAAAUCAUCUACGACUUCUACUCUGAUCUCUUCGACAGCCUUGUCCACUUGCCUCCUCACCAUCUGAGGGAAGAUGGACAUGUCAUUCCAGAGGUUGUUCCGUCCGAAAUACGACAUGUUAUCAGUUCGGCUCUUUACAAGAGGACCUUAAUUGAUUUGGAUUGCAAAUGCAAGGUUCGCAAGGUUACUCAUCGAAGUAUCACGAUGAGGUAUCAGAGAGACAUGCCGCUCUGUCUCACCUUCAUCGACUUAAAGAAGGCCUUCGACUCAGUUGAGACGGAAGCGGUCGUAGAAGCCUUGGACAACCAAGGCUUCCCCACUCAGUACAUAAAGGUACUUCGAGAGUUGUACAGUAACUUCACUACCGGAAUUUCGUCAUUCUACAAGAAUAUCAUCAUUGACGUGAAGAGGGGGGUCCGACAGGGUGAUAUAAUCUCACCCAAAAUAUUCACAGUCACCCUCGAGAACGCAAUGCGAAAGUUGGAAUGGGACGACAUGGGAGUGAAGAUUGGUGGUCGGCAGCUACACCAUUUGCGCUUCGCUGAUGACAUCGUACUGAUAACACCCAGCAUCAGCCAAGCGGAACGAAUACUGACCGAAUUCGACGAAACAUGUGGAUGCAUCGGUCUUCAGCUGAACCUACAAAAGACGAUGUUCAUGCGCAACGGAUGGAUCUCGGAUGCUCCAUUCACGCUCAACGGAACGAACAUAUCCGAAUGCACCUACUACGUUUAUCUGGGUCGGGAAUUGAACAUGAUGACCCCGAGCUGGGCAGGAGGAGACGAGCGGCUUGGGGAGCGUAUAAGAGCAUCGAGGAUGUAG